Molecule: messenger RNA, 834 nt
Organism: Adineta steineri
Lineage: Eukaryota; Metazoa; Rotifera; Eurotatoria; Adinetida; Adinetidae
Source: the annotation of a GenBank genome assembly
AUGCGUUAUCAAUUACCAACUCGUUUACAAGCUGUAAUCUUAGAUUGGGCUGGAACUGUAGUUGAUUUCGGUAGUUUUGCACCAACACGUAUCUUUGUAGAAGCUUUUGCAAGUGUCGGCAUUGAAAUAACUUUAGAUGAAGCACGUGGACCUAUGGGUAUAGGUAAACGAGAUCAUAUUAAUACACUUUGUAAUCAACCAAAUAUAUCUGAACGUUUUCAACGGCGAUUUGGACGUUUACCAAAUGAUAUCGAUGUGAAUGAAAUCUAUAAACGUUUUAUGCCAUUACAAAUUGCUAAAGUUGGAGAAUAUUCCACAUUGAUUCCUGGAGCAUUAGAUACUAUCACUGCAUUACGAAAAGCUGGUUUAAAAAUUGGUUCUACAUCUGGUUAUCCCAAGGAAGUGAUGGAAAAACUAAUACCACUAGCUGCUAAGGCUGGUUAUUCACCAGAUUAUACAGUCGCUUCUGAUGAAGUACCCAAAGGGCGUCCUAGUCCAGCACAAGCAUUAGCCAAUGUCAUUGCAUUAGGUCUUGAUGAUGUAGCUGCUUGUGUUAAAAUCGAUGAUACUCUACCAGGUAUUAUCGAAGGUCAUAGUGCAGGAAUGUGGACAGUAGGAUUACGAUUUUCUGGCAAUUUUCUCGGUCUAACUUGGGAUGAAUAUUCUAUUCUUUCAUCUGAACGAUUAAAUUCUGAACGUCAACGUAUUGAUGCAUUAUUUGCUCCAAGUAAACCUCACUAUUUAAUUGAUACAAUUUCCGAAUUACCUCCGGUUAUUAAUGAUAUUAAUACACGACUAGAACGUGGCGAAUCUCCUGCCAACAAUCGCAAUUAA